UAUGUUUUCUCGUGUUCAUGUCUUUUGACACACUUGAAACAACUCUUUUUAAUGAUAACAAAAAAAGUGGUGUUGUUAAAAGUGGAUAACAAUAUUACAUGGCGUGCAUGAAGCUGGGAUCCAAGUCUGAAGUGUUUCAUCUUGAUGGCGAAACCUGGCUAUGCUCAUCUGGGCUUCCAAGCGAUGUCAUCAUUGAAGUUUGUGAGUGGUCGUUCCAUCUCCACAAGUUUCCAUUGCUGUCUCGAAGUGGAGUAUUAGAGAAUCUAAUUGCAGAAUUCUCUGGUGAGGCUGUGAAAAAGUGUGUUUUACAACUUCAUGAGAUACCUGGUGGAGCCAAAGCCUUCUUGCUUGUAGCCAAAUUCUGUUAUGGUGUAAAAAUAGAUCUCACUGCAUCAAAUGUAGUAGGUCUAAGAUGUGCUGCUGAAUAUCUUCGAAUGAGUGACGAUUAUGGAGAAGGAAAUUUGAUUGUACAAACAGAAAAUUUUCUUAAUGAAGUCUUUGGUAACUGGACAGACUCACUUAGAGCUCUUGAAAAGUGUGAAGAGGUUCUACCGCAUGCUGAAGAGCUUCAUAUUGUUUCAAGAUGCAUCAACUCCUUGGCAAUGAAGGCUUGUGCCGAUCCAAGUUUGUUCAGUUGGCCUAUGUCUGGGAGCGCUGAUGUGCAGAGCCCAGGCGGCACGAUGAUAUGGAAUGGGAUAAGAAUACCAGCCAAGCAACAAACUGUAACUGAGGAUUGGUGGUAUGAGGAUGUUUCCUUCCUUACACUACCACUAUAUAAAAGGCUUAUUAUGGCUGUUGGAAUGAGCGGCAUAAGGCCAGACAGUAUUGCUGGGUCCAUCAUCCACUAUGCAAACCGGCAUCUUCCCUUACUGGGUAGACAAUCAAGUUUCCAGAAUGGGAACCAUGUUGCCCCUGGAUCAACUACUUCUACCCCAUCUGAAUCUGAUCAAAGGAAUCUCCUUGAAGAAUUAGUGCAGUUACUUCCUGAUCAAAAGAAUGUCACACCAACCAAGUUUCUGCUUAGGCUUCUACGCACAUCAAUGAUUUUACAUGCUAGCCCACCAUGUCGAGAGAAUUUAGAAAAACGGAUUGGAGCCCAGAUGGAUCAAGCAGCUCUUGAAGAUCUUCUAAUACCCAAUAUGGGGUACUCAGUGGAGAACCUUUAUGAUAUUGACUGUGUUCAGCGGAUUCUCGACAACUUCAUGCUGUUCAAUCAUGAUACAAUUGAUUCAAAUUGUAUAGUUGAUGAAGGGCAAUUGAUUGGUGGUGCUCAUUCACUUACUCCAAUGACAAUGGUGGCUAACCUGGUUGAUGGAUACCUAGCUGAGGUAGCACCUGAUGUAAACUUGAAAUUACCAAAAUUUCAGUCACUUGCAGCUGUUAUUCCUGACUAUGCCAGGCCAUUAGAUGAUGGAAUCUACCGUGCAAUUGAUAUAUAUCUCAAGGCCCAUCCCUGGCUUACGGAUUCUGAGAGGGAACAGAUAUGCCGGCUCAUGAACUGCCAGAAGCUUUCCCUGGAAGCCAGCACGCACGCAGCGCAGAACGAGAGGCUACCUCUUCGAGUUAUUGUCCAAGUUCUGUUCUUUGAACAACUUCGUCUUCGUACCUCUAUAGCUGGCUGGUUCUUUGUAUCUGAUAACCUUGAAAACUCGCAAAAUGCAAGUGGGAAUCUUGCACUCACCAGAAAUGAUGCCCAUGUCCAAGCAAGAAAUGGACAAGAUCACAUUGUUGCAAUGGAUGACGUGAGAGAUCGCAUUUCUGAGCUUGAGAAAGAGUGUUCGAACAUGAAACAAGAGAUCAACAAGAUGGUGAAGACAAAAGGGAGCUGGAACAUUUUCCCGAAAAGGUUUACUUUCAGAUUAAAAUCAAAAUCCGAUGAACCAAAAGCAUCAAAGCCCUGCAAUUCCAAGGAUUCCCCCACAUCAACAGCACCACUCAUGAAUGGAGAAAAACACAAUAAUGAUAAUCCGGGAGAUGAAAUUCUGAAGCCUUAGACAAUAAAGUUCCAUUGUUCUUCUGUCAUCUUCACGUAUUGAAAGCUUAGAUUGUUAUCUAUUUGCUUGUGGUUUAGUUGAUGGUAUAAUUAUAUAGACAUUAGGUUGUAAAACUGUUUAUUCUUCUUCUUCCAGGGUGAUAUUGAAUAUAAUCUUUCAGCC
Molecule: messenger RNA, 2156 nt
Organism: Pistacia vera
Lineage: Eukaryota; Viridiplantae; Streptophyta; Magnoliopsida; Sapindales; Anacardiaceae
Product: BTB/POZ domain-containing protein At5g03250-like
Exons: 4
Coding region: 99-1994 (631 amino acids)
Molecular function (GO): protein binding
Source: RefSeq, a predicted model, not a curated record